AUGGCGGAAGAGCCCGAGAAGGUGUCUUCUUCAACGUCACAGCAACCUUCCUCCUCUAUCAAUCCCAAGGGUCAUCUUGUUCCCGGAUUGAAUCAUGGAGGAGGUGGGAUCUAUGCGGUUCCUCCUGUGAAUCAUCAAUUUGGAAUUGGAGGUGGUCUUCCCUCAAACUAUCUUAAUCUUAUCCCUCUCACUUACAACAUCCCCACCACAACUAGACCAAGUAAUGAGACUGAGGCUGGAGGAGAGAACCAAGGGCAAGCCGGGCAAGGUCAGCAACAUCAACAACCUGCACAUCAAAGACAAGUGGUGGUCCGGAGAUUUGAGAUCGCCUUUCAGCUUGACAUUUUCCUUAUACUCAAGCUUGCUGCUGUCAUCUUUCUGUUCAACCAAGAUGGAUCAAGACAAAGACUCGCUGUUCUUGUGAUCUUCGCUACCAACAUUUACUUAUACCAGACUGGAGCUCUUGCACCAUUUGUGCGAUGGCUCUCACAAGGUAUGCAUAGAGCAGCAGUACCACCACCUCGACCUAAUCGACCUGCUCCGAGACCUGAUAAUGAUCCUGCAGCUGCAGUGCCACUAAAUGAAGAUGCAGUUCCCGGUAAUAGAUUAGUUUUUUGGAAUUUCUCUCUUUCCAAUGGUAUUAUCUGAAGUCAUCAGAG
Molecule: messenger RNA, 659 nt
Organism: Eruca vesicaria subsp. sativa (arugula)
Lineage: Eukaryota; Viridiplantae; Streptophyta; Magnoliopsida; Brassicales; Brassicaceae
Source: the annotation of a GenBank genome assembly